CCAACUCAAGAAAUACGUGGCCCUCAGCAUAACAAGCAGCAAAGAAACAGACAAUCGUGAGAUUAGAACCCUGAAAAUUUCACACUUAGUUUGGUUUGGGUAAUAGUUUGAAGACGAAGAUGGAAGGUAGCAAUCAUGCUUGUAGAAUUUGUAGCCGGAAAUUUUCUUCAUCUGCUGCUCUUGGAGGUCAUAUGACACGUCACCGUCCAGAUAAUUCGCGUAGAAAUCAUACUUGUAGAUUUUGUAACCGGAAUUUUUCUUCAAAAUCUUCUCUUCGAGGUCAUAUGAAUGGCCAUCGUCGAGAGAGAGACAAUGAGAAAUAUGAAGAGGCAAAGGCUCGUCUUGAACAGAAUUCUUGGAAGCCGAGCAAUCAACAUGUAGCACCUCAAAAUUAUGCAUCCAUCCCAGGAGGAGUGCAGACACAAGUCCAGAAUGUAGGUGGAGGAAACUCAGUAGUUGGACCAUCUUUACCUCAAGCUGGCUAUCCAUCUUCACUGUCAACAUAUUCAAACCAGAAUGUAGGCGGAGGAAAUUCAGGAGUUGGAACAUCUUUACCCACAUCAUAUUUGAACCAGCAACAGCAAGAUCAUAUCAAUUCUCAAAUGAGGGAGAGAUACCCAUCUCACCAUAAUCAUCAAAGGAGGGAGACAUAUCCAUCUCACCCUAAUCCAUCUCCAGUCUCAACAUAUUCAAACCAGAAUGUAGGUGGAGGAAUUUCAGGAGUUGGACCAUCUUUACCUCAAGCUGGCUAUCCAUCUUCAUUCUCAACAUGUUCAUAUCAGAACGAAGGCGGAGGAAUUUCAGGAGUUGGAUCAUCUUUACCCACAUCAUAUUUGAACCAGCAACAGCAAGAUCAUACUAAUUAUCAACAGCAACAGCAAGAGUUUGCUCAAAACCCAGGAGAUCUCUUAUAUUAUCAAACCAUCAUACGAGGAGUGCAGACACAUGUUGAGCUAUCUAGUCCAUCACAAGUCCAGGCAUGGCCUCAAGCUGGCUGCUCAUCUUCACUCUCAACAUAUUCAAACCAUAAUGUAGGUGGAGGAGUUUCUGGAGUUGGAGCAUCUUUACCCACAUCAUAUUUAAACCAGCAACAGCAAGAUCAUAUUAAUUAUCAAAUGAGGGAGAAUGUAGGUGGAGGAAUAUCAGGAGUUGGACCAUCUUUACUCACGUCAUAUUUGAACCAGCAACAGCAAGAUCAUAUCAAUUAUCAAAUGAGGGAGAGAUACCCAUCUCGCCCAAAUCAUCAAUUGAAGGAGAUUUAUACAUCUCUUCCUUACCAAAGGAACAACAAUCUACAAAUAGGAGGAGGAGUAUCUUUUGUUAACAAUUCAGGAAUAAGUGGACCUUCUCUUCCCAUGAACAGCCAUUUACAAAUAAGAGGGCCCUCUUUUCCAACUUUUCAAGGAGGCAAUCCAAAUCUUGUUGUGGGUGGAUAUGCAGCAGCAUCAGCAUCUGAGCAACAGCAACAGUUUUUGAGUGUGGAUCCUUCUCAGCAAGCCAUUCAUCAGCACUGGCCUCGCCUUCUUCAACCAUCAGCGCCAUCAUCCGCAACCCAUGAAAAUGAUGAGCUUAUUCCCUGGAGAAGAGAACACAACAGUUAGGUCAAAAAGAAUGUGAACGCAUAAAGAAAAUGCUGCCAUGUAUGCCUAUCUGUCAAAGUGACGUGCAGUUAUGUGAAUCAAGAAAUGGGGUAGGAAUCUGUCUGUGAAGAAAGAAGGCAUGAUUACUAUUUGUGCCCUGUUUUCUGUGAAACUUCUGUCAUACAAGAGGAACUAGAGUUAUGAACAAAGAUUCUUGGAUUACUGUAGCAAGGUAUGAGAAUUUGUGGAUGGAAAUAUGAACUUAAAUGUAGAAGCAUUUCCCCAUGUUGUAAACUGCAAUCAUUCGCAGAGAUUUUCAAUGUUAAAAUGUUUUCUCAAUGGUAUAUGCAAUAAGUUCUGAUUAUCUUAAUAUCACUUGUUUGAGUUGGUUGAUUCCUCAA
Cryptomeria japonica (Japanese cedar) is the source of this 1981-nucleotide messenger RNA. RefSeq lists its product as uncharacterized. The record is from RefSeq and is a predicted model, not a curated record. Bases 120 to 1601 code for a protein of 493 amino acids. The transcript is spliced from 3 exons. NCBI's taxonomy places the organism in Eukaryota, Viridiplantae, Streptophyta, Pinopsida, Cupressales, Cupressaceae.